AAUUUGUCAUGCGCAUACUUUUGCGGCUUUCUAAUUCUAAUUGUACCACCGCUAGCAGACAGAAUUACCUCUACACACUCUCUACCAAUUACUUGAACGACAGAAUCAACGAACUCGUUCGCGAUGGCAAUAUCGAUGACGCCCGAAAACUGUUCGAUGCGUACCCCCGGUCCAGGAACACCUCCUCCUGGAACUCCUUGAUCAAUGGCUACAUCAAAACGCGCCGCCUGUCUCAUGCCCACAACCUAUUCGAUCAAAUGCCCCACAGAGAUGCCGUCUCUUGGACUACUUUGCUUACAGGUUUUCGCGAUGCCCAUGACCCCUACAACGCUCAUCUUUGUUUUCUACAGAUGCUCCGCCAUAGCAGACCCACCGAGCUCACCUUCGCAGUACUUCUCAGUGCAUUUUCCAACACUAAGGAGUUUUGCGUUCUGGUUCCUCAGCUGCACGGCCUCGUCAUUCCUCUCGGGCUUGAUCUUAAUAUCUAUUUGGGCUCUGCCUUAAUGAGGGGAUACAUCGGAUUAGGUGAUCGGGGUAGUUUUUGUAGAGUUUCUGAUGAGAUAUUAAAUAAAAAUGUUGUCACCGGAAAUGUAGUAUUAUUGGGUUACAUGGAGUUUGGGAUGAUAGAUGAAGCGAAGAAGGCUUUCGAUUUGAUGCUCAAGAGAAAUGCUUUCUCUUGGAGCACCAUGAUCAAUGGGUAUAUGAAGAAUGGAAUGGUUAGUGAAGCAAGGGAGGUUUUCGAGAGGCGGAGGCGGAGGGGCGAUGAUAUGGAUGUAGUGUCGUGGACUGCGAUGAUGAGAGGAUGCAUCCGGCAUGAGAAGUUCUCCGAGGCUCUUAAUUUGUUUCCUUUAAUGAUGAACUCUGGAACACUUAUACGGCCAAAUCAGUAUACCUUUUCGUGUGCUCUAGAUGCUUGUGCUGGCUGCUCUUCUCUUGUUGCGGGGAGGCAAGUUCAUGCUUGCAUCCUCAAAGUAGGGAUUCAUCUCGAUGUGGUUCUGGCGACCUCCCUUGUUGACAUGUAUGGGAAAUGCGGGGAUUUAGAUGCUGCAUUCUGUGUGUUUGGGGGUAUGGGGACGAAAAAUUUGGUGUCGUGGAAUUCCAUCAUCGGAGGAUGUGCGAGACAUGGAGUUGCGGGGAGGGCAUUGGCAGAGUUUGAGAGAAUGGUGCGGAGGGGUGUGGUUCCUGACGAGAUUACGUUCAUCAACGUUUUGGGAGCCUGCGUGCAUGGAGGACUGGUUAAAGAAGGUGAAGAGGUAUUCAAGUCGAUGAGUGGGAAAUAUGGAGUGGAACCGCAAAUGGAACACUAUUCGUGCAUGGUGGACCUUUAUGGUCGGGCAGGUCAGCUGGAGAAGGCGGUGGAGGUUAUAAAAGGGAUGCCUUUCGAGCCGGAUGAAGUAGUUUGGGUCACCCUGAUUUCGGGCUGUUGUAGACUCUACUCUUCUCCCGGCAUAAGGAAACUUCUACUGGAACAGCAGCAGCAUCACCCAGCAGCAGUGGCAAUGCUGCUACUUUCCAAGAUACAUUCUGAGAUUGGAAUUGGAGCAGCACUCGUCCAGACAUUGAAAUUGAAAUUGCCUGCUGCUGCUGCCAGAAAACAUAAGGCUGGGAGUUGGAUUGAUUGAUCGAUCCAUCGAUUGGUUGAGCCAAACCAUACAUACACACACACACAUAUAUAUAUAUAUAUAUAUGCUGGUGAAACUGAAGGAGAUUAAAGACGAGCGACCGGUGAGAAUAUUUUGUUCGUCCGCCAAAUUUAUUUUCAGUUUCUUUUUUUGGUCAAGUCAUUUAAUUUUGAAAAGGUGAAAAAUGUGAGCCCGUUUCUAUCCUUCACAACAAGAAAACUGUCCAACGAGAGUUGUUCCAAUCAACAUCAACCAUUAAUUCCGAAGUACCGCCUAUGAACUUUGAAGAUGAAAACUCUAUCAAAGUCUCAAGAAUUGUGGGAACUUGCCGGCUAAUCCAGAUCAUCAACUACGGGAGAAUAGCAGAAAAGAUGCGAAACUGUUAUUACUCGUCCAAUAGGCAUUGGAGAAUGAGAUCUUCCCCUGUAUUGCAGGCAGCCACAAUAUCCUCCAAGCAAGUGUGGGAUAUUCUACAGCAAGAAUCUUUAGGUGACAAGAAAAUCAUCAUUAUCAAAUUGCAUCCCCUUUGUGCAAGAAUACCUCUCUCGGGUAUCCGAAAUUGUUAAUCAAAUGAAAUCAUAUGCUGAAAGUAUCAGUACUGAAAUGGUUGUAUGUAAGGUGUUGAGGAGGUUGAUUCCAAAAUUUGAUCACGUGGUUGCCGAUGUUAAGAAAGUAAGGAUUUAUCUACCUACACUCUUGCUGAAUUGAUGAGUUCUUUAAUGGCCACAUGAAGCAUGACUUGAUCAAUCCUGUAAAAAACUGUGAAGAAAAAGCAUUUCAAGUAAAAGGGGAUACUCAAGACGAGGAUGUGGUGGGGGCAGAGGCAAGUCAAUUUGAACCACGCCAAUUUAGAAAAAAAUAAUUAUACAAUGCCCAUA
Messenger RNA from Andrographis paniculata, 2500 nucleotides. Its product is annotated as pentatricopeptide repeat-containing protein At2g21090-like. The transcript has a single exon. The record is from RefSeq and is a predicted model, not a curated record. The coding region runs from base 9 to 1622 and encodes 537 amino acids. Gene Ontology annotation, biological process: RNA modification. Gene Ontology annotation, molecular function: protein binding; RNA binding. Lineage: Eukaryota; Viridiplantae; Streptophyta; Magnoliopsida; Lamiales; Acanthaceae.